Molecule: messenger RNA, 3773 nt
Organism: Aplysia californica (California sea hare)
Lineage: Eukaryota; Metazoa; Mollusca; Gastropoda; Aplysiida; Aplysiidae
Product: pre-mRNA-splicing factor ATP-dependent RNA helicase PRP16
Biological process (GO): mRNA splicing, via spliceosome
Cellular component (GO): intracellular anatomical structure; spliceosomal complex
Molecular function (GO): ATP binding; RNA binding
Source: RefSeq, a predicted model, not a curated record
GUGUGCACUUCAAUCGGGAAAAGACGAUUUAUAACUUCACCACAGCGUUGGAAUCGAAAUCUUUUUUCAGGAGCCUUCCAGUAUGGCCAGCUUUGAGGUGGAUGAAGAGAUCCAUAGGCUGGAGGGGUCCAGUGGUCAAGAGCAAGGUGGUUUGCUCAUCAUGAAGAAAGGCCCCUCUAAGUCUGCUGACAACUCUCAUAAAUUCAAAAAACCUGACACUCCCAGGAUUUCCCUUCUUGGCUUGGACAGACUAGCUGCAGCUAAACGAGACGCACAGGAGGAUGCUUCCUCUACACCUAAAAGGUCUAAGGUUCUAUCUUACAGAGAUGACAAUGAAGAGGAUGACAUUGAGGAAGAUGACAGAGACACUAGCAGAAAAAAACACAAGGACAAAGAAAGACAGUACCGUCAACCGCGAGAGGACACCCCAUCUCAUCCAGGCGGCGUUAGCUCUGCGGCCAGAGAUCGGCUACAAAAACACCACAAAGACAAAGAAAGAGGAAUCAAGGUGUCUUCUUAUGACUCGGACAGGAAAAGAGAUAGGGACAAAGAUUCCAGCAGACAUCAUUCAAGAAAGAAAGACAGAGGAAGUGAGAGAAGCGAGAGACAUUCACACUACGGCGACUUUUCCGAGAGGAGCAAUAGGGAAUGGGAUGAGACUCCAGACACUGGCCGCUUCAGAGUUAACAAAGAUGAAAUGCCCACUCCUAAUAUAAAAGUGAAAGAUACUCCGUCUCACUCUACUUGGGAUGAUGAUGAUCUCCCGGCGCCAAGCAGGUCUAACUGGGAUUUACCCUCCCCAAGCAUCCACUCCAAAAACAGAGAUCGUGACAGGUCCUCCUCGAGGGAUAGGAGAUCUGAGAGGUCAGAAAGGUCAGACUGGUCACAACGAUCUGAUCGAGACCGCAGGCACAGAAAGGACGGAGAGAGAAGUCACCACAGGUCUGAGAGAAGUGGUCACAGGGAACAAUCAUCCAGGUCGAGGCGACGAGAUGAGUACACACCGAAGGCAACACCUACCUACAAAUACAAUGAGUGGAUGAAGGACCGGAAGAGGAUAGAAUACACUCCCAAAGAUGGUGGUCAGCCAGGGAAGGAAAACGUUUUGGAAUUCAACACGGAAGAGGAUCGACGAGACUGGGAGAAGGAGCAGAAGCGUCUCGAUCGAGAGUGGUACAACAUGGACGAGGGCUAUGACGACGAGCACAAUCCAUUCUCAGGCACUUCAAAGGAGUACACCAGGAAGAAAGAGGAGGAAAUGGAGCAAAAGAAGAAAAAGCGAAUGUCUGCUCAGCAAAGGCAGAUCAAUAAGGACAACGAGCUGUGGGAGACCAACAGGAUGUUGCGCAGUGGUGUGGUGGACCGACUCAACUUUGACGAGGAUUUUGAGGAGGAGAAUGAAGGGCGUGUCCACUUGCAAGUGCACAACAUUGUCCCACCAUUUCUGGAUGGAAGAAUUGUCUUCACCAAACAGCCAGAGCCUGUUGUACCUCUGAAAGACCCAACAUCAGACAUGGCUGUUGUGGCUCGUAAAGGCUGUGCUGUAGUCCGCACCCACAGAGAACAAAAGGAACGGAAAAAGGCACAGAAGAAAGAGUGGGAGUUGGCAGGUACCAACAUCGGCAACAUUAUGGGGGUCAAGAAAAAAGAGGAGGAUGAGGAUCAGGGAGAUGAGUCAAGUUAUAAAGAAGAUCACAAGUUUGCUGAGCUGAUGCAGGAGAAGACGGAGGCAGUGAGUGAGUUUGCUCUACAGAGGUCUCUGCAGCAACAGAGACAAUUUCUGCCCAUAUUUGCUGUACGGAAUCAGCUGCUGACAAUUAUCCGAGACAACAGCGUUAUCAUUAUCGUUGGUGAGACAGGAUCAGGAAAAACUACCCAACUCACUCAGUUCCUGCAUGAGGAUGGCUAUACCAAGACGGGUAUGAUUGGGUGUACACAGCCCCGCCGAGUUGCGGCCAUGUCGGUGGCCAAGCGUGUGUCGGAGGAGAUGGACGUCAAACUUGGAGAAGACGUCGGCUAUGCUAUCCGUUUUGAGGACUGCACUUCUGAGAAAACAAUGAUCAAGUACAUGACGGACGGUAUCCUUCUGCGAGAAUCUCUGCGUGAAUCCGAUCUGGACCACUACAGCGCUAUCAUCAUGGACGAGGCCCACGAGAGAUCGCUCAACACUGACGUGCUCUUUGGUCUGCUCAGAAAUGUGGUGUCAAGACGCCAUGACCUGAAACUGAUAGUGACGUCUGCCACAAUGGAUGCCACCAAGUUUGCCACUUUCUUUGGCAAUGUUCCUGUGUUCACCAUUCCUGGUCGUACGUUCCCUGUGGAUGUGUUGUAUGCCAAAAACCCACAAGAAGACUAUGUGGACGCAGCUGUGAAACAGGCUUUGCAAGUGCAUCUUGGAGGGUUGCCUGGUGAUCUUCUGAUCUUCAUGCCUGGUCAAGAAGAUAUCGAGGUGACUUGUGAGCUGGUGACAGAGCGGCUGGGAGAGCUGGAUGAGGCUCCUCCUUUGGCUAUUUUGCCCAUCUACUCUCAGCUGCCCUCUGACCUCCAAGCCAAGAUCUUCCAGAAGGCUCCCGAUGGCAUCCGCAAGUGCGUUGUGGCCACCAACAUUGCCGAAACAUCACUCACAGUUGAUGGGAUCAUGUUUGUGAUAGACUCUGGCUAUUGCAAACUAAAGGUUUACAACCCGAAGAUUGGUAUGGACGCCCUGCAGAUCUUUCCAAUUAGUCAGGCAAAUGCAAAUCAGAGGUCUGGUCGUGCUGGCAGAACGGGACCAGGUCAAGCUUAUCGCCUGUACACACAACGUCAGUACAAAGAUGAACUUCUCACAACCACAGUUCCAGAAAUUCAGCGGACCAACUUGGCACACGUUGUGUUACUGCUAAAGUCAUUAGGUGUCCAGGAUCUUCUACUGUUUCACUUCAUGGACCCUCCUCCGGAGGACAACAUCCUGAACUCGAUGUACCAGCUGUGGAUCCUCGGUGCCCUGGACAACACGGGCGCGCUGACCGCCCUGGGCCGCAACAUGGUGGAAUUUCCUCUGGACCCGGCUCUCUCCAAGCUCAUCAUUGUGUCUGUGGACAUGGGUUGCAGCGCCGACUGUUUGGUACUCAUCCAGUUGGUGUAAUGAACAUUUCAUACACGCCAAAGCCAUGAGAAAGGUGCGAGAAGUCCAACAGCAGCUGAGGGAGAUUAUGGAGCAGCAAAAGAUGGACCUGGUUUCCUGUGGCACAGAGUGGGACAUCAUCCGCAAGUGCAUCUGCUCCUCGUAUUUUCACCAAGCGGCAAGGCUCAAGGGUCUGGGUGAAUAUGUGAACACGCGUACUGGAAUGCCGUGUCACCUUCACCCAACCAGCGCUCUCUUUGGCAUGGGCUACACGCCGGACUACAUUGUGUACCAUGAGCUGGUCAUGACUUCCAAGGAAUACAUGCAGUGUGUGACCGCUGUAGACGGCCAGUGGUUGGCCGAGCUAGGCCCCAUGUUCUACAGCAUCAAGGACGCCAGCAAGUCAAGACAGGAACGAAAGAAACAGGAGGAUGAUGAAGUGAAAGCCAUGGAGGAGGAGAUGAAAAGGGCAGAGGAGCUCAUCAAAGCCAGGAAGGAACAGAUGGAGGCAGCACCCAUGUCUGUGCGCAGUACAAAGAUUGUUACUCCUGGCCACAAGAAGCCAAAAACACCUGCCCUCACCCCGCGCAGAUCCCCAAAGUUUGGCUUGUGAAGGUGCCUAAAUAACCCCUGAGGAGAUGUCAUAAAGAAACAAAAUACUGACCGACAA